This is a messenger RNA of Cucumis sativus (cucumber), 3000 nucleotides long. RefSeq lists its product as uncharacterized. The transcript has a single exon. The record is from RefSeq and is a predicted model, not a curated record. Gene Ontology annotation, molecular function: RNA-DNA hybrid ribonuclease activity; nucleic acid binding. Lineage: Eukaryota; Viridiplantae; Streptophyta; Magnoliopsida; Cucurbitales; Cucurbitaceae. Gene Ontology annotation, biological process: DNA integration. Bases 121 to 2970 code for a protein of 949 amino acids.
GUGGAUAGCAAACAUUGUCCCUGUUAGAAAAAAAAUGGACAACUUCGCGUUUGUGUAGACUUUCGCGAUCUGAAUAAUGCAUGCCCUAAAGAUGAUUUUCCCUUGCCCAUCACCGAAAUCAUGGUUGAUGCAACUACUGGACACGAGGCGUUGUCGUUUAUGGAUGGGUCGUCUGGAUAUAAUCAAAUACGGAUGGCCCUCUCAGAUGAAGAAAUGACAGCUUUCAGAACUCCAAAGGGAAUAUACUGUUACAAGGUGAUGCCCUUUGGAUUGAAAAAUGCCGGCGCUACUUAUCAACGUGCCAUGCAGAAAGUGUUUGAUGAUAUGUUGCACAGGUAUGUUGAAUGUUAUGUUGAUGAUCUUGUAGUCAAAACAAAGAGACGACAAGACCAUUUGAAGGAUCUAAAAGUCGUGUUUGAUCGCUUGCGAAAAUAUCAGCUAAGGAUGAACCCUCUCAAGUGUGCGUUUGGUGUAACUUCAGGAAAAUUUCUUGGCUUCAUUGUAAGGCAUCGAGGGAUCGAAAUAGACCAGUCCAAGAUUGAUGCCAUUCAGAAGAUGUCAAGACCUAAAAGUUUGCAUGACCUAAGAAGUCUCCAAGGACGACUGGCUUACAUCCGAAGGUUCAUCUCUAACUUGGCCGGUCGGUGUCAACCUUUUCAAAAGUUGAUGAGAAAAGGAGAAAAUUUUGUGUGGGAUGAAGCUUGUCAGAACGCUUUUGAUAGCAUAAAGAAAUACUUGCUUACUCCCCCAGUGCUGGGAGCUCCAGUACCUGACAAACCACUAAUAUUGUACAUUGCUGCACAAGAAAGGUCCUUAGGAGCAUUACUGGCACAAGAAGAGGUAAAGGGAAAGGAGCGUUCUCUCUACUAUCUAAGCAGAACAUUAAUUGGGGCUGAAGUUAACUAUUCUCCUAUCGAAAAGAUGUGUCUUGCACUUUUCUUUGCCAUUGAUAAGUUGAGGCAUUAUAUGCAGGCCUUCACGGUUCAUCUAGUGGCAAAAGCAGACCCUAUAAAGUAUGUUCUAUCCAGGCCAAUCAUCGCUGGACGCUUAGCCAAAUGGGCGGUUCUACUCCAACAAUAUGACAUUGUCUAUAUUCCCCAAAAGGCGAUAAAAGGACAAGCGCUAGCAGACUUUUUAGCAGACCACCCAAUUCCUUCGGAUUGGAAGUUAUGUGAUGACCUACCAGACGAUGAGGUUUUCUUCACAGAAGUUAUGGAACCUUGGACUAUGUACUUCGAUGGUGCAGCUCGAAGAAGUGGUGCGGGGGCAGGCAUUGUCCUCAUUUCUCCUGAGAAGCAUAUGUUGCCUUAUAGCUUUGCACUUUCCGAAUUGUGUUCAAACAAUGUGGCUGAAUAUCAGGCUUUGAUAAUUGGCCUUCAAAUAGCAUUAGAAAUCGGAGUGUCAUUCAUAGAGGUCUAUGGUGAUUCAAAAUUGAUAAUCAAUCAACUCUCGCUUCAAUAUGACGUGAAACAUGAAGACUUGAAGCCAUAUUUUGCUUAUGCUCGACAAUUGAUGGAAAAGUUUGAUAAUGUGAUGUUAGAACAUGUCCCUAGAGUAGAAAAUAAGAGAGCGGAUGCAUUGGCAAAUUUAGCCACGGCCUUGACCAUGCCAGAUGAUGUAACUCUGAACAUACCACUUUGUCAACGAUGGAUUAUACCCCCAGUUAGGCCUGAAUGUCAGGAAGUGAACAUGGCAACAUCCUAUUUGAUUGAUGAAGAAGAUUGGCGUCAACCCAUCAUAGAGUAUCUUGAACAUGGAAAGCUUCCAAAGGAUUCUCGUCAUAAAAUUGAGAUACGAAGAAGGGCAGCACACUUCAUUUAUUACAAGGGAACUUUAUAUCGCCGUUCUCUUGAAGGGCUCUUCCUUCGAUGUCUCGGAAAGGAAGAUUCGGUAAAAGCUCUAAAGGAAGUACAUGCAGGUGUUUGUGGAGCACAUCAAUCGGGACCAAAGCUUCAAUUCCAGCUAAGAAGAAUGGGCUACUACUGGCCUAAGAUGAUCCAAGAUUCAAUAGACUAUGUGAAGAAGUGUGAGCCUUGUCAAUACCAUGCAAACUUCAUACACCAACCUCCAGAACCUCUUCAUCCAACUGUGGCUUCUUGGCCUUUUGAGGCUUGGGGACUCGAUCUGGUUGGCCCCAUUACACCAAAAUCAUCAGCAGGACAUUCUUAUAUCCUAGCAGCAACAGACUAUUUUUCAAGGUGGGCUGAGGCCAUUUCAUUGAGAGAAGCCAAGAAGGAGAACGUGGCAGACUUUAUUCGAACACACAUCAUCUAUCGAUACGGUAUUCCACAUCGAAUCGUGACGGAUAAUGGAAAGCAAUUCUCCAAUAGUAUGAUGGACAAGUUAUGUGAAAAAUUCAAAUUCAAGCAAUAUAAGUCAUCCAUGUACAACGCAGCUGCGAAUGGACUAGCAGAAGCAUUCAACAAAACAUUGUGUAAUCUUUUAAAGAAAAUUGUCUCCAAGUCAAAGAGGGAUUGGCAAGAAAAGAUCGGCGAGGCAUUAUGGGCUUAUCGGACGACUCAUCGCACCCCUACAGGGGUUACACCAUAUUCGCUUGUUUACGGUGUGGAGGCUGUCCUUCCUCUCGAAAGGGAAAUUCCGUCACUAAGAAUGGCAGUACAAGAGGGAUUGACUACCGAAGAUAAUGUGAAGUUACGUCUUCAAGAAUUAGAAGCACUUGACGAAAAGCGAUUAGAGGCUCAGCAAGCAUUGGAAUGUUAUCAAGCGAGAAUGUCCAAAGCUUUUGAUAAACACGUUAAACCUCGCUCCUUUCAAGUCGGUGAUCUAGUACUUGCCGUAAGGAGACCGAUCAUCACAACAAGGCAUACAGGAAAUAAGUUCACACCUAAAUGGGAUGGACCUUACAUUGUUAAAGAAGUUUAUACAAAUGGCGCAUACAAGAUCGUUGAUCAAGACGGACUACGAAUUGGCCCAAUCAAUGGUAAAUUUCUUAAAAAAUUUUAUGCUUAAUUUUGUUAGGUAAAAAAAAAAAAAAAAAAA